Molecule: messenger RNA, 987 nt
Organism: Caenorhabditis bovis
Lineage: Eukaryota; Metazoa; Nematoda; Chromadorea; Rhabditida; Rhabditidae
Source: the annotation of a GenBank genome assembly
AUGUCUGAAAACGAGACAUUUGAAGACGAUUAUGUGUGCACGGAGACUGCGUUUAUGACGUUGGAUGUUAUGGAUGCUUAUCUUCGGUCAUUUGAAUAUUUUCUACUGGUUUCCUGUUUUUUCUCAACGUUUUUACAGGUUUAUGUCCUCACGAAGGCUGUCAAAAACAUUCGAAAAGCUACCGGUGAUGAAUGUCUCCAUUUGUUCCUCUUGAGUAUGACACUUGGAGAUUUAUUAUUAACUAGCUUCUGCUAUCCCAUCGAGCAACUUCGCGAACAAGAAAUUAUCAAGCCUCCAUUAUGGAUCAACGUUCUUCAACACUUUCUCACGUGGGUCGGAUUAAGUGCUUCUUCGGCCAGUUUGAUUCUUCUCAACGCUGAUAAGCUGCUUUAUUUCAAGUUUCCAUUGAGGUACACCAAUAUGAUGACGUCGUCAAAAGGUGUCUCAAUUGUUAUUGCUGUCUGGAUUGGGUGCUUCGUUUUUGUGACCCUAUGCUGGUGGUUGGAAUGUUUCAGCUGCGAAGAAGACUGUAGGCAACUAAUGAUUCUUCCAAAUAAAGUAGUUAUGUAUAUUGUAUUUACGGUUUCUGCUUGUAUUGCGCCCAGCCUUACAUCAUUAUUCGUAGCAAUCUAUAUUCUGAAAGUGGUCUCAUCCCAUAGGACAAAACUGUCUGAUGAGAACGGAAGCUCUUCACAUGCGUUGGCUUCUCGUCUCCGAACAUUUUACUUCAUUUUUAUGACGACAAUUUUCACCGUUGCUACUUUGCUGCCAUACCGACUUUACAAUAUCAAACGGCAAAUAAUCCCGAGAGAUUCUGAUGAAAUCAGCUGCAUGAAUAUCUUAUUCUCUUGGACUUGCCUAUACUUUGUUUCAUUGAAUGCGAUUCUAAAUCCUCUAAUCACCGUCACCGUUCUCCCGCAAUACCGUUUCCGAUGGCUUUGUAAAAUUCUUGGAUGUAAUUCAUCGCCCGCAGCGGUCUACGUGUGA